UGAAUUCAACCCCACCUCCAGUGCCCCACGAUCCUCCACCAACGCACCUCGAGCGCAAGUCUCAUAAAUGCAAGGCAACAUUGACACAGCAACACAACUGCAAGUGUGUAUAUCCAACGACACAGCUGCUGCAGCACGCAGAGGACACAUUCGCCAUGGGGCAAACACCUACGAUAUCGGUGCCGCUCAAGGCAACCAACGAAAUCGACUGGGUGACACCGCUGAAGGAAUAUAUCAGAGACACGUAUGGCGAUGAUCCCGAACGCUACGCCGAGGAAUGCGCAACCUUGAACCGCUUGCGCCAGGAUAUGAGGGGCGCCGGAAAGGACAGCACGGCCGGUAGAGACUUGCUGUACCGGUACUACGGCCAACUGGAGCUGCUCGACUUGCGGUUCCCGGUCGAUGAGCAGCACAUCAAGAUCUCAUUUACAUGGUUUGACGCCUUUACGCACAAGUCCACCGCUCAAUACUCUCUCGCCUUCGAAAAAGCCUCCAUAAUCUUUAAUAUCUCCGCCAUUCUAUCUUGCCACGCCGCCAACCAACCAAGAUAUGAGGAGUCCGGGCUCAAGGCCGCCUACCACUCUUUCCAAGCUUCUGCGGGCAUGUUCACGUACAUCAACGAGAACUUCUUGCAUGCCCCGUCGUCAGACCUGAGCCGAGAGACGGUCAAGACUCUGAUAAGCAUCACACUUGCUCAGGCCCAGGAGGUGUUUCUGGAGAAACAAGUCGUGGAUAACAAGAAGGUCGGACUGCUUGCAAAACUCUCCAGCCAGGCCGCGUAUCUGUAUUCACAGGCCGUGGAGGGCGUUCAGGAAAAUGUCAACAAGGCCAUAUUUGAGAAAGUUUGGCUUCUGUUCGUUCAGAUCAAAUACAACUUGACGGCAGCCCAGUCUCAGUACUACCAGGCCAUCGCGGAUGACGACGCAAAUUCACAUGGCAUCGCUAUAGCUAGACUUACAGCCGCUGAAGUUCAAGCUAAAGAAGCCCAUAGGAUCUCAUCAAACUUCCCCAGCUCCAUGCCCCCGAGCUCAAAUUUGAGCGCAGAGACUGGCGUUCUUUUGGCAGAUCUUUCGAAACGUACCUUGACGACUAUUCAGGAGAAGUUGAAAGAGUUCGUGAAGGACAACGAUUUCCUUUAUCACCAAACAGUGCCGGCUGAGGCUAGUCUGGCACCAGUAGCAAAACUGCCGGCGGCCAAACCCAUUCCUGUGAGCGAACUUUACGCCGGGCAGGACAUUCAGCGCAUCACGGGGCCGGAUUUGUUUGCUAAAAUUGUCCCUUUGGCGGUGACGGAGUCGGCUAGUAUGUAUGAUGAGGAAAAGGCAAAACUUGUUCGCGCAGAGACGGAGAGAGUCGAUCUUGCAAACAGCGAGAUGGCGGCUAGUCUUGACUACCUGAGGCUGCCUGGUGCACUGCAGGUUUUGAAGGGAGGAUUCGAUCAGGAUAUUUUACCGGACGAGGACUUCAGGACAUGGUGCGAUGACGUCGCAGGCCAUGAGAAUCCCAUCUCCAUCUUCGACACCUUGAAGAUUGAUAAAGACUCAAUAUUGACUGUUUUGGACAAAAGUUCAAAACAGCUCGAUAUGGAGGAGAGUGUUUGCGAGAAGAUGCGGUCCAAAUAUGAGAGUGAAUGGACCCAGCAACCAAGUUCUCGGCUCACAGCAACGUUGAGGGGAAACAUUCGAAAUUACAAGGAAGCAUUGGAUGAAGCGUCCAAGAGCGAUGUGCAACUAUACCAAAAGUUUCGACAAAAUGAGAGCGACUUGGAGGAGAUGCGAACCGCUGCUCAAAGUGGUGACGCAGAUGCCCUCUUUCAACGUGCUGUCAACAAGGUGAGGUCCAAGUCAAGCCACGCCACGAGCCCAGCUGCUGCCGAACCCAAUCUGCUGGACGCAGACUUCGACGACGACAGGCCCAGUGUCAUGGACCAGAUCAACAGGGUUGAGGAGAUACUCAAGAAGUUAAAUCUGAUCAAGAGGGAACGCAACCAAGUACUGAAGGACCUCAAGGACAAAGUUCAUAAUGACGACAUCUCACAAAUUCUGAUAUUGAACAAGAAAUCCAUCUCCAAUUAUGAGAACCAGUUGUUCCAGACGGAACUGGAGAAGUUUAGACCCCAUCAGAAUCGACUCCUUCAGGCAAACCAUAAGCAAUCUUCAUUGAUGAAGGAACUCACGGCAGCAUUCAACAACCUUCUCCAGGACAAGCGGGUCCGCGCAGAGCAGAGCAAAUACGAGUCCAUUCAGAGGCAGAGAGCGUCGGUAGUGAACAAGUACAAGAGAGCCUAUCAAGAGUUCCUGGACCUCGAAGCUGGGUUGCAGAGUGCUAAGAGGUGGUACAGUGAGAUGAAGGAGACAGUGGACAGUCUUGAGAAGAACGUAGAGACCUUCGUCAAUAACCGGCGGUCUGAAGGCGGCCAGCUCCUCAAUCAGAUCGAACAAGAAAAGGCAGCAAACAAGAGUCAACAAGCCGAGCAAGAGCGAGAGCGUCUGCGUGGUCUGAUGGAACGUAUGUCGAUGGACCAUGCGCCUUCGCCACCACAGAAGACGGGACCUAGCAGACCAGUCCCAACACCUCUAUCUCUUGGGCAAAACAGCACCCCACGUUAUCCCUCAACAAGCUUUACCGGCCAGUACCAGGUUCCGAGCUCACCUCCUCCCAAUCAAGCAAAUUAUCCUUCCUUCUCCAGCCCCCCGCCGAACACCUCGUUCACUCCUACAGCGCAACAAUAUCAGUCGUCCUUUAGUCAACCAUACAACCCAAGCAGUUGGGGCCGCAACCUAGGCCCUACGUCUCCUCCCCCGAACCAGACCAGUUUCAACCUUGGAGCAGGUGGACGAGGUCCAGCAUCACCACCUCCGACACAGGCGUCCUUCGGCCAGAACCAGUACAACACAUACGGCAACAUGCAAGCACAGCAGUCCCAGAACCAACCACAGCACUACGUGCCUCCUGGCUUCGUACCUCCUCCCCCACCCCCCGGUCCUCCGCCUUUGGGACCCCAACAGACAGUCCACUAUUCCCAACAGGAAUACCCCUACGGCAACACGCCUCAGAACUCACAGCAGCAGCAGUCGCAGCAUGAUCCGUGGGCCGGCUUGAGUCAAUGGAAGUAACUAUUCUGGAGCAACGCUAGAAACUGAGACAAUUUAAGUAGAAAUUGGACAACAUACUACUGCUGGUCUGCAGCAUAUAUUUGGAGCCUGUGUGUUCUGUGUUACCGUCCCAUAUGAAAUCGAAUCGACGCCUGUCGGUGAGGCAUGGAAUGAACGAAAAGUACUCUAUCACGCGU
This is a messenger RNA of Pseudomassariella vexata, 3292 nucleotides long. RefSeq names its product BRO1-like domain-containing protein. Gene Ontology annotation, cellular component: endosome. The coding region runs from base 156 to 3116 and encodes 986 amino acids. Gene Ontology annotation, biological process: protein transport to vacuole involved in ubiquitin-dependent protein catabolic process via the multivesicular body sorting pathway. The record is from RefSeq and is a predicted model, not a curated record. NCBI's taxonomy places the organism in Eukaryota, Fungi, Ascomycota, Sordariomycetes, Amphisphaeriales, Pseudomassariaceae. Gene Ontology annotation, molecular function: protein binding. The transcript has 4 exons.